This is a messenger RNA of Acaromyces ingoldii, 820 nucleotides long. RefSeq lists its product as hypothetical. The coding region runs from base 203 to 739 and encodes 178 amino acids. Lineage: Eukaryota; Fungi; Basidiomycota; Exobasidiomycetes; Exobasidiales; Cryptobasidiaceae. The transcript has 3 exons. The record is from RefSeq and is a predicted model, not a curated record.
CAAGAACAAGAAGACGAACCUUAAUCAUGACGGUGGUCUGCCUCUCUCCUCCCGAGAUUCAUCCAUAUACGGCUAAAGGGAUUGCGUUCCUGAAGCGGGAAAGAGUUUCCAUAGGAGGGAGAAGAAUCUCUUUGAAGGAGGAGGGGUCCGUUCGAGCUUCCUGCCGCGGAUCUCCUCCACGACUCUUUGCAAGAACCCCACCAUGGCCCGACUCAGCCUUGCCCUCGCCCUCACUGUGCUCGCCGCCGUCCAGACGGCUCUGGCCUUUGACAACAAGAUCUUCCUGAUCCGGCAUGGAGAGAAGCCGUCGGACGACGACCAAGUUGGGCUGAGCUCGGCGGGCAUGCAGCGUGCCCAGUGCCUGCGCAACGUCUUUGGCGCCUCGUCGGGCUACAACAUCGGCAAGAUCCUCACGCAGGACUACAAGUCCGACGGCUCCCGCGAGAGGCCCUACGACACCGUGGCGCCCCUGGCGGGCGACCUGGGCCUGACGAUCGACCACCACUGCGACCGCGACGACCCCGACUGCGCAAAGGACGCCGUCGACGACUACGCAGACAGCAACUCGGGCAACGUACUCAUCUGCUGGGAGCACGACGCCCUCGACGACAUUGCAAAGGCGCUGGGCGACAAGAUCAACUACCCCAGCGAUCACUUCGACUACAUCUACGAGAUUGUCGACGAGAAGCUCACGUCCAACUCGCCCUACUCGGAGAACUGCCCCGGCCUCGACAACUGAUGCGCAGGAGUGACACACUCUCUUGUUCCGCUUGCUUGCCAUGACUAGACAAGUGCAUGUAUAUGGCAAAUGAUUACAUCU